Anastrepha obliqua is the source of this 1574-nucleotide messenger RNA. RefSeq lists its product as uncharacterized. The transcript is spliced from 8 exons. NCBI's taxonomy places the organism in Eukaryota, Metazoa, Arthropoda, Insecta, Diptera, Tephritidae. The record is from RefSeq and is a predicted model, not a curated record. The coding region runs from base 101 to 1135 and encodes 344 amino acids.
UCGCUUGUGUAAAUAAAUUAAAAAAAUAAUAGUUCUUACAAAUUUUGUUGUGGAUAGAGUAAAAAUUCAGAAAAUAUAAAAAUUCAAAAUUCCUAGUAUAAUGGUUGAAAACUAUUUCAGCAAUGGAAGUACACGUCGCAGCUUUCAAGGUGCACGUCGUGGCUUUGAUUGCAGGCCUCAGAGAAAACCAUCGCCGAUGCGAAAUAAUUGCAAUGGACCUUCCACAUCCGCAGCCGCAGCAGCAGCCCUAAAUUACGAAAGCUGUUGUUGCCCGCAAAAGAUAAGGCCACCUACAUCAUUAUCACGCGCACGUUUUAGCUCGAGUACAAUGCCAAAAAUGCACACAAAUAAUUUGCACACGGGUGCUGGCAUGAUAUCAUCAGCGCGUCAGUCAACCUACACAAUGGCCCGAAGUAGAUGUGAGCCGUCGGCAGCGUCCUUAGUACAGGAUUCUUGUAGCAAUCUAAACACGGUUUCAAAUAUAUCUUGUUGCUGUUGCCCACAUUGCGGCAAACCACAAGACCCAGCCCAGGCGCCAAUGACGUCACCGUGCCGGUCGUCGCCGCCAAAGCAAUCACUCCCAUGUAGAGCGAAGCCACAGCCACGAAAGGAGGAGAAACCUUCUCCUGAGACGGAGAUUAAGUGUCGCAUGCGAAAAUUGCAACUGGAAAAUUUGGUAAAGGAUCAAUAUUGUCCAGGUGCCAUACAAAGUACAAUCGAUUGUGAGGAGGACUUUAAUGAAAUGUCAUUUAGACUGGUAUUCGGCUGUGCUCCAGUACCGUGCACACGACCAACAGUCGAACCGAUUUCCCUUAUGGAAGCGCUUUGUAUGCGCGUCGAGUUGGAGCGUUGUUUAGUAAACAAUAAGGCGGCCUAUGUGGCGGAGUCAAGGAGGGGGUCAAGACAAAGCUCAUCGGAGACGGAUGAAGUGAACGAGUUUUUCAGCAAAAAAUAUAAGACGGCACUAAAUGAAGCGCUGGCUAGUUUUCUGAAGGCAGAGCGAUGCUAUAGUGCAGAAAAUCCAGAUGAGAACUCACUCACAAUGGAUGCUCAUAUCAAUAAAACCAGCACUUGCCUACCAAGCAGCUCUUUCAAAAUUACUGCCUACACAGGCAAUACGAGACCGACUAUGUAGAAUUUUAUAAUUGUAUUUUCUAUUUUUAUACUCAUUUGCAUAAGUGUGCUGUAGUUGAUUACAAAAAUUGUUAGUAUUGUUGCAAAAUCAAGUAAUUAAAUACUAUGUUUACAUUACAAAGUGGAGAAGAGUGAUAAGUAUAGGCGGCUACUACAUAUCAACUAAUUUAUACAGCAUUAACACUUUGCCAAAACACGACCACACAAACAUAGGCGCAAAUUUAAAUGUACUAGUAUGUACUAGGUUGUUCCAUAAGUUUUGCGGUUCGAUAAGAAAAACACAAUUUUAUGGUUGAAAUACUCUUUUUUAUCAGGUAGAGUCUCCAUGAAUAUAAAUAAAUACAUACACUUGUUCCAAACUCCAUUUCUGAAGUGAGAAUCUGGAAUGGCUGCAAAGCAAACUGCCGCAGCUGUUAUGAUUUCAUCAUUUCACGAAAAAU